Molecule: messenger RNA, 1047 nt
Organism: Didymodactylos carnosus
Lineage: Eukaryota; Metazoa; Rotifera; Eurotatoria; Philodinida; Philodinidae
Source: the annotation of a GenBank genome assembly
AUGAACAGUCAAAUAUGGACUGUUGCACAGAAACUGAAAGACAAUAUUAAUGUAACGUAUUCAACUGCAUCGAAACAUAUUGCUGACACGAGUAGUUCAACAGUCGUCCAUAAUGAUCGAACCGGUUUAUUUAUAGCUUUGUUUCUCUCACUUUUACUUCUUAUACUUAUUCUCUAUUUAUUAUACAACUUUUUUUCCUAUCGUUCAUUGUGCAACACGUGUCGGAAAUCAGAAAGAAUUAAUAAGAAGGUAACUGAUAAUAAUAAUAACGCCAGUAUUCAUGAUCAUUUACAAAAUCAACACUUAGAAGAUGACUCUUUUAUUGAUAAUAUUGACAAUACAACACCAACAUUAUCAAAACGUUAUUCUCAAUCGUCUUCUAUUCGCUCUUAUAACAGACAAAAUUCUUAUAAAAUUUCCCCUCAAGCAUCAAAUCUAUUGACGCCACGAUUAUCACAAAUAUUAACUACAGCUGGAGGAGACGAUAGUAAUACGGACAUUGAUUCUUGUAUAAAAACUCUAUUAUCAAAUCAAGAGUUAGAGCCCUAUUCAGCUAAGUUAUUAUCUCGUUCAAUAUCCAAAUAUUACGAAAAUAAGAGAAAGUUAACGCGUUGCACAAGUUUGACUCGUCGAUCUCGAUCAUGCGAACAGUUGAAUGCAUUUAACGAAUUAAACUCUAGAAAAUCAUUAACCAUAAUUAAUCAUCCACAACAUCAUCGACGAGUACUUUCCGAAAGGCCAAAAGGUUAUAGGAAAAGAGAAUAUCUAGCACCAAAGGAUGCUUCGAGAUUGUCGGCAGUUGAGCAUGAUUUUUCAACAGUACCAACAUUAAGAAAUAAUGCUGGUCUCUGGAAAAGUGAGCACUUGAGUAAAAAAGACAGUAAUACGACUAUGACAAGUAGUAUAAAGAGAAAACCACGACGUACAUCGCAACCUCAGAUAGUAUCGCAUCAUCAACGUCAACAUUCAUUGUCUGAUAAACAAAAACCUACAACAAUUUAUGAACUAUUUCGAUCGGAUAAAAUGAGAAUUGCAAAUUUAUUGUAA